Triticum turgidum subsp. durum (durum wheat) is the source of this 2238-nucleotide messenger RNA. NCBI's taxonomy places the organism in Eukaryota, Viridiplantae, Streptophyta, Magnoliopsida, Poales, Poaceae. The record is from the annotation of a GenBank genome assembly.
AUGGAGUAUUUUCUUUCUAUAUUUCUUUGCUGGCGAGGGAUUGCCAAGUCUUGUUUGACAUUUUAUUAUUGUGCAGCGAAUUUCCAUCGUAUUCGAACUGCUUUCUCGUUUGGUGCUCGAAAGCUUGGUCAAAUUCUUAUGUUACCACCAGAACUUAUUCCUGAUGAUAUUUUCGCAUUUUUCAAAAACACCUUGGAGAGGAAUGAAAAUGGAGUAAGGUCAGAUAUUGACCAUGUUGGUGCAUUUCAUUGUCAGCCCUUCCUUGGUCCCAGCAAUCAACUCUUAGAUGGCAUGUCAUGCAUGCAGAUUUCUUACAAGGAGGAAGAGAAAAGUCGUCCUCGUGUUUCAAAGAAAUUAGCUGAGCACGCAGUAAGUGUCAGAAUAAACGUGCCUACGCAGGGUGGAUGUUUUUCAGGAGAUGACUCGUUUGCACCAAGUACUGAUCUGAGUGCAAGAUUAUCCCACUGUGUCCGUCAUGAACCGAAUGACCAUGCGUAUGUUUUUCACGAAAAUAGAAACUAUGUGGCCCCUGAGAUGGAUGGACAGGAAUCUCGCUAUGCAGCUGAAGCCUAUAUGGGUGACAAAUCACUGAUACAGCCACAGCAUCAUGCACACUAUUCGUCAAAUAUAUUGAGCUCUAUCCAUGGCAGUGAUUUAGGACUUCCAAAACCUGGUCCCACAAAAAUGGAAAAGUUAAUUGGAACUUCACUCCAUGUGGAAGAACAUCUCCAUCCACUGUCAUUGUUGAACUUGUCGGAUCUAUCAGGGGAUUUGGAAUCACAGUUGAGAUGCCUCCGUCAAGUUCAGUACAACUUAGAAUACUUGUUUGAUGAAUUUUCGCAGUCUGUCCAAGAAGCAUCUUCUGACGGUAAGGUUGACAAGGAUUUAUUUGACAUUCUAAAUCGUGGCAUCCUGUUAAGUACUGAUACGGCGCUACCUGGGCUAUUGCCGCCUUCAUAUGCUGAAACGAAUGGAAUGAAGUUAUCUCCAGUUUCUUCUCAUAGCACUGAAGUUUCACAGCAAUCACAGGAUGAGGACAACUGGGAUAUGCCCUUUCAGUUGAAUGCCUGUGGAAUAGAUGUCCCAUCUAAUGGAUUAUCGCCAUCUUAUAUUGCUGAUUCAGAUAUUUCUGUUUCGUGGUGGCAUAGAUCAGAGGCUAUACCCAAUAUGCGUGAAACAGUCGGAUAUAUUCGUGAAAAGCACAUGACAUCUAUCGGAGAGAAAGGGAAGAUCCUGAUCAAUCAACCAGUGAAGAUUAAAAGCAACCAGGCCACGAUUCCCAAACGAAGUUUUGUCCCUUGCCAGGAGCAAGUAGCGCCAGACAGUGGGACCAAGGAAAUAAGUCUGUCAUUGGGAAUUGGCGAUGGUCUAAAUGGAUAUACUCUCUUAGGUAUGAAGACGACUGAAAAGCACAGUGGUCAUACUCGAAAGGAAUUUGUCAAACCUCACUACGAAGCAAGGCACACACGGAGCUCCUAUGGGGAUGUCGGCUCGAACAAAACCUUCUUCCAGAAGCGAAAUUAUGAUACUGGCAUGAAGUGUGCACGACCAGUUAGUGCAAAAUACCAGCCACCUGAAGUUGAGGGUACUCCAGAUGAGUGCACAUACAUGAACAAUAACUUGGCAAGAAAUCAAAGCUGCAACACUCCUAAAGGGUAUGGGACAAAUCGAAGACUAGCCUCUGAGCCAUUAAAACUUCAAAGCAGCACAAGAGGAAGGGGUUUCUCGAAAAAGAACUUGCCUGCAAAACAAAAGUAUGAUAAUCACAGUGGGCUCCCAUAUUCUUUUGUGAGAGAUACAAAGCAUGCACCGAAUGGCCAAGUUGCGACCAUUCUAACUGGUUCGACAAAGGAGGUUGCCCUGAAUGAAGAAUUGGUUGAAAAUGGAACUAAACCAAUGCCAAAUGUUUUCAUUCCUCGUGAUAGCAGCUGGAAUAACCAACGGAUGCUUCUGGCACCUAGUACUUGUCACCCCUCCGUCCCUGUCACAAAAGUAUAUUCUCAAUCUGGAGCCUUGGAGACACAGCCAGAUAGGAUUAUUGAGUUUGGCUCUUUGGGGCCUUUCUCGUUGACAUCUCCCUCACCAAAGUCAAACAAGGCCUCGCCAAAGGCAUGUGCAGACGCCUCUGCAUUGGCGUUACAGAGCUAUAGAGCCAGUGCAACCCAAAGCAGGUCGUCAGGAUUUUACAGAAUAGGAGAUGAAGAGCAGUUCCCACCACUCCAUGCUAGGACCCGCUGA